GGGAGGGAGCGGAUGAUGGCGGCGCCUGUGAGCCGCAGUGUGGAGCGCGCGGUGGAGGAGGCGGCGGCCUCGGGCAGCCUGAGCCUGAGCGGCCGCAAACUGAAGGAACUGCCGAGGAGCGCCGCCGCUCUCGAGCUGAGCGACACCGUCCAGGCAGAUCUGUCGAAGAACAGACUGAGUGAAAUUCCAGUGGAGCUGUGCCAAUUCGUCUCGUUGGAGAUGUUAAACUUGUAUCACAAUUGCAUUCGAGUCAUUCCAGACAUGGUUAUCAAUCUGCAGAUGCUGACCUAUUUAAACUUGAGUCGAAACCAGCUUUCCUUGUUGCCACCAUGCCUCUGUGCCCUUCCGCUUAAAGUCUUAAUAGCCAGUAACAACAAGUUAGUUUCACUUCCAGAAAACAUUGGACAGUUGAAGUGUUUAAUGGAACUGGAUGUGAGCUGCAAUGAAAUUACGACGUUGCCACAACACAUAGGACAACUUCAGUCACUCAGAGAAUUGAACAUCCGACGAAAUUAUCUGCACAUUUUGCCAGAGGAGCUUGCAGAACUCCCCCUCAUGAAAUUAGACUUCUCUUGUAAUAAAGUUGUAUCAAUACCAAUCUGCUUCAGAAAUAUGAGGCAUUUGCAGAUAAUCGAGUUGGAUAAUAACCCUCUUCAGUCUCCACCAGCACAGAUUUGCAUAAAGGGUAAAGUUCACAUAUUCAAGUAUCUGAACAUAGAGGCCUGUAGAAUCGACAAGACUGCAGAAUCCCCUUAUCAGCAGCCUAUAGAGAAGGCAAAUGUACCGCAACCUGUUGGAGGGAGCAUUGAAGACAUUUAUCCAGAUAAAAAGCAAGAUCCCGAUUCUGGAAUUGGGAGUGAUAAUGGGGAUAAACGCUUAUCUGCAACUGAACCCUCAGAUGAAGAUACAGGCAGUCUGACAAUCCAGAUGGCAAAUAUCUCAGAGGAAGAUCAGUUCCACAAGCAGGAGGACUAUUUGAACAUUAGAUCAAAACAAGUGGAGUUUGACCUGGAACCAAAACAACUAGAAAACGAUGUGGAAGUGGAAGAGGACCGAGACACUGCUCUAAGUUCUGAAUUUAGGACUUAUAUGAAGGGAAGAGUGAUCGAGCCUGAGGAACCAUUGAGAAUCGAAGAAGACAUAAGCUGGACAGUAGAACAAAUGCAAAACACAGCACAGCAUCUGGACACUCAUCCAGAAGUGACUGAAAACCUGAGUUCACCAGACAGCCUAUCACAGGAGCAGCAGAGGUUAAACGAGAAUUAUGAGGAGAGUAGUGGAGCUCAUCAAUAUCCUUUGCGAUCGGAAACAUUGGUCUGUUUGGAAAUGCAAGCAUCUGCUAUAAAUGGGAGGACACCUAAAGUCACUUCCACAGCAAAGUUCUCCAGUUACCAGGCUCUUCCUCCAUUAUGUGUAGAUGAAGAUUCUCCAUCUGAGACUGAAAGUUCAAUUGGAGAGCUGGAAUUUCAGAGGAAGCGGGAAGUGAUGUUGGAGAAAACAAAACAUGAGGCUCACCUGACAUUUCAGCGGUUUGAUUGGAAUAUGUCCAAACAGACCGCUAAUGAGAGCAUGGAGAGAAAUGAUUCUCAGGGUGAGGAUGAAGAGAAGACUCCUACAGUAACUCCCACUAUGUCUCCUACAGCCCGCUCUCUCACAACUCCCUUUGGGCUAAAGCCACGAUCUGUCCAGUCCAACACUUCUUCUUUGGACUCCCUUCAUCCUUCCUUCAGAAAGUUCACACAGGCAAACACAGAAGACAGCAGCAUCAUCAGUUCCCCCAAGGAAGAAGACAGAAGUGAUGUUUUCAUUCGGCCAACACGCCACUUCGAGUCUGUGGAUCCUCAGUUUACAAUUCGGAGAAAAAUGGAGCAAAUGAGAGAAGAAAGAGAACAUAUAGAACAGCUCCGUGAGAACAUUGAAACCAGACUGAAGGUUGACCUGCCAGAGGAAACAGGAGCAGCUCUGAUGGAUGGGGUGGUUCUCUGUCAUUUAGUCAAUCACAUUCGGCCACGAUCAGUCGUCAGCAUCCAUGUGCCAUCACCAGCUGUGCCUAAACUGAGCAUGGCAAAGUGCAGGAGAAACGUAGAAAACUUCUUAGAAGCUUGUAGAAAAAUGGGUGUACCUGAGGCUGAUCUCUGCUCUCCAUAUGACAUCCUGCAGUCGGACGUUUGCGGCAUUCAAAAGACUGUUGGCGCACUGCUGGCACACGGGGAGAAUGUCCAACAGUCAACACACGCCAUUCUUACUUGGGAUCUAUUUGGCUUUUGCCUUUUCCACACAUUCUUUUUAAUGUUGCUAUAUAUUACUUACAACUGGAGUGCAUUGAUGUAAAACAGUUGCUUGUGCAUAUAUCCUUGCACUGUGUGUAUAAUACAAUUACAGGAAAAAAUAUGUCUGCCCCAUCACAUCCUGGAAGGAAAAGGAUUGGUGAAAGUGAGUACAAC
Molecule: messenger RNA, 2444 nt
Organism: Callorhinchus milii (elephant shark)
Lineage: Eukaryota; Metazoa; Chordata; Chondrichthyes; Chimaeriformes; Callorhinchidae
Gene: lrch1
Product: leucine-rich repeats and calponin homology (CH) domain containing 1
Exons: 23
Coding region: 13-2331 (772 amino acids)
Molecular function (GO): protein binding
Source: RefSeq, a predicted model, not a curated record